AUGUACAUCCAGCCAGUUCUUAUCGCAGAAAAACAAGCCAGCGAGCUGAUCAGCACAGGACCUCAGAACAUGGCCAGAAAUCCCAUCAGGACCUGCUGCUUUCCUGACGUUGGACCUGCUGCCCAACAGGUUUAUCGUUGCGAAGCGGAGGGCUGUUUGGACGGCUGUACGGAUUGGUCUGUGGACUACCUUAAAUACAAAGUUCUGCUCGGGGAGCCUGUGAGGAUUAAAUGCGCUUUAUUUUAUGGAUACAUCCGUGCGAACUACACACAUGCUCAGAGUGUCGGACUCAGUCUGAUGUGGUACAAAAGCACCGGCCAUGGAGACUUCGAGGAGCCCAUUUCAUUUGACGGGAGCCGGAUGAGUAAAGAGGAGGACUCCAUCUGGUUCAGACCGGCCGAGUUACAGGACACUGGACAUUACUCAUGCGUGUUGAGGCCUCAUGUUGUGCUGUCAGAUGCUGUACGUCGGUCCUGUUGUAUUAACGCAGUGUUCUCUGUCUCCGCAGUGGACGGCUGUACGGAUUGGUCUGUGGACUACCUUAAAUACAAAGUUCUGCUCGGGGAGCCUGUGAGGAUUAAAUGCGCUUUAUUUUAUGGAUACAUCCGUGCGAACUACACACAUGCUCAGAGUGUCGGACUCAGUCUGAUGUGGUACAAAAGCACCGGCCAUGGAGACUUCGAGGAGCCCAUUUCAUUUGACGGGAGCCGGAUGAGUAAAGAGGAGGACUCCAUCUGGUUCAGACCGGCCGAGUUACAGGACACUGGACAUUACUCAUGCGUGUUGAGGAACUCCACGUACUGUAUGAAAGUGUCGAUGUCGCUCACAGUGGCCGAGAACGACACGGGUCUCUGCUUCAACUCCAAGAUGAGGUACUUCGAGAAGGCCGAGCUGAGUAAGAGCAAAGACAUCCUCUGUCCUGACAUCGACGACUACAUACAGACCGGAAAAGAGCCAGAGAUCACAUGGUACAAGGAAUGCCGGCCGAAGCAGUGGAGACAGAGCAUCGUGAGGAAGACAGAUGUGCUCUCCAUCAGAGACGUGCGGGAAGACGACAUCGGGAAUUACACCUGCGAAUUACAGUUUGGGAGUUUCGUGGUGAGGAGGACCACCGAGCUGUCCGUCACAGCACCGCUGACUGACAAGCCUCCCAAGAUCCUCUACCCAUCUGAAAAUAAGAUGAACGUCAUGGAGCUGCAGCUGGCACCGCUGACUGACAAGCCUCCCAAGAUCCUCUACCCAUCUGAAAAUAAGAUGAACGUCAUGGAGCUGCAGCUGGGCAGCCCCAUGAACCUGACCUGCCGAGCUUUCUUUGGCUACAGCGGAGACGUGAGUCCUCUCAUCUACUGGAUGAAGGGAGAGAAGUUCAUUGAGGAUCUGGAUGAAAGCCGAAUCAGAGAAAGCGAAAUCAAAACUAUUUGGGAGCACUUGGGAGAGCAGGAGGUGUCCAUCUCGCUGACCAUAGACGCCGUAGAGGAGAGUGACCUGGGAAACUACUCCUGUUAUGUAGAGAAUGGCCACGGCAGACGACAAGCCAACAUCCAGCUCAGCAAGAGGGAACUCAUGUAUACGGUGGAGCUGGCUGGAGGUUUGGGAGCCAUUCUGCUGAUGUUGAUAUUUUUGGUGUCCCUGUAUAAGUGUUACAGAAUUGAACUCAUGCUCUUCUACAGAAAUCACUUUGGCAGUGAGGAUGUGGACGGAGAAAAUAAAGACUACGAUGCAUACGUGUCCUACACAAAAGUGGAUCCAGACCAGUGGAGUCAGGAAACCAGAGAGGAGGAACGUUUUGCUUUGGAGAUUCUGCCAGACGUUCUGGAAAAGCAUUAUGGGUAUAAACUCUUCCUUCCUGACAGGGACUUGAUACCAACUGGAAGUUUCACCAAUGAUCAUUUCCAGGAUGACACAAGACUCCUUAGAGCGUAUAUCGAGGAUGUGGCUCGCUGCGUUGACCAGAGCAAACGCCUCAUCAUCGUGAUGACGCCCAACUACGUGGUAAGGCGCGGUUGGAGCAUCUUCGAGCUGGAGACGCGGCUGCGCAACAUGAUGGUCAGCGGCGAGAUCAAAGUCAUCCUCAUCGAAUGUGCCGAGCUUCGGGGAAUCAUGAACUACCAGGAGGUGGAGGCUCUCAAACACACCAUCAAACUGCUGACUGUCAUCAAGUGGCCGGGACCCAAGAGCAGCAAGCUCAACUCCAAGUUCUGGAAGCAGCUGCAGUACGAAAUGCCGUUUAAGCGGACCGAGCCCAAGCUGUCGCACGAGCAGGUGCUGGAUGUCAGCGAGCAGGGCCCGUUUGGAGAGCUGCAGACCGUCUCUGCCAUCUCUAUGGCCGCGGCCACCUCCACCGCCAUGGCCACCACGCAUCCCGAGCUGCGCUCCACCUUCAACAACACUUACCACACGCAGCUGCGGCAGAAGCACUACUACAGGAGCUACGAGUACGACAUUCCCUCGUCCGGCACUCUCCCGCCGCUGUCCUCGCUGGGCAGCCAGCACACCUACUGCAACAUCCCCAUGACUCUGCUGAAUGGCCAGCGGGUGCAGUGCAAGCCGGGCCGCGAGCAGCAGCAGGCGCUGGAGGAGCAGCACGUCAACAACGCCAUGCUUCCGCUGCUGCCCCGUGAGACCAGCAUUUCCAGCGUGAUCUGGUGACGCCGUCGGGAAGGGACGUUUCUGCAAAUGGCACUUAUUAAGACCCUUACAAACUGCUGCUGUUGACUUUGCACUGCGAUUCACACGCAGGGGUGGCGGAAACCGAAGGAACGCGACGAAGACAGGCUGACGGGGACACUGAUAGCACACAUACAUCACAG
This is a messenger RNA of Sinocyclocheilus anshuiensis, 2810 nucleotides long. Its product is annotated as interleukin-1 receptor accessory protein-like 1-B. The record is from RefSeq and is a predicted model, not a curated record. The coding region runs from base 1 to 2649 and encodes 882 amino acids. Gene Ontology annotation, biological process: signal transduction; negative regulation of exocytosis. Lineage: Eukaryota; Metazoa; Chordata; Actinopteri; Cypriniformes; Cyprinidae. Gene Ontology annotation, molecular function: interleukin-1 receptor activity. The transcript is spliced from 13 exons.